Messenger RNA from Sinocyclocheilus grahami, 1985 nucleotides. Its product is annotated as N-acetyltransferase 14-like. NCBI's taxonomy places the organism in Eukaryota, Metazoa, Chordata, Actinopteri, Cypriniformes, Cyprinidae. Bases 153 to 986 code for a protein of 277 amino acids. The transcript has 3 exons. The record is from RefSeq and is a predicted model, not a curated record. Gene Ontology annotation, molecular function: N-acetyltransferase activity.
UUCCCGGAUGAGGAUUGGUUGAAAUUGCAUUCCAUGCAGGAAGACAACGUUGAAUCCUUAAAUCCCUCAAACACGGCAAGUAACAUCGAUUAAAGAAGAGUGCAUUAACUUGCUUUUAAAGCACUCACGGCGUCUCUAAAUAUUUGGGUAAAAUGGUCAGAUUGGACCUUGGUGAUGUAGUUCUGCGCAGGAUGCAGGAUAAGGACAUUGAUGCUGUAAAGGCUCUCAUCAAGGAAGGAUGUGAGGGAACGGAGAACCGCCUGAUUCUUUACCUUCUGACUCGUUCGCUCGCUCUUCUCAUGCUGGCCAUCCUCUCCUCCGUCCUCCGCUGUGUGCUGAACUCUUUUAUCAUGGCCUUGGUCGCUCCCGUCUUCAUCUUCAUCAUCUACCUCAAACUCACCAUACCGCGGUCGGUGGGCAUCUUGGGCUCCAGCAGGCCAUACUGGGACUACAUGGGCAGCUGUUACCAUGCAGACACCAAGCCAGAUCUACCCAAUCCUCACACUGGCAGAGCCAAACUGGAGAAAACCAGACGGCGUAAAAAACCCAAAGAAAAAGUGAAGGACAAGACGAACGAGAGAGAACAGGUGGAUGAGGAUGAGCUGAAGGAGAGGGCGACGGUUGCUGGAGAGGUGUGGGUGGCGGACUCUGAUGGGGAGAUUAUGGGAUGCGUGGCUAGAGACGGUUGGAGUCGGGACGGUGUAUGCAGGAUCUGCAGGCUGGUGGUUCAGAGUUGGUACCGCAGAGAGGGACUGGGCCGACUGCUGGUGCAGGGACUGGAGUCCAGAACAAAGCAGAGCGGCAUACGGCGGGUAUAUGCCCAUGUGCCAUUUCCAUCCAAAGUGGGAGAAGCUUUCUUCAGGAGGCUGGGUUAUCGCCUGCAGGGUGAGACUGCAGGGACUGAAGGAGAGGAUGAUGAUUAUGAAGAGCCAGAGAAGGGUUGUUUGGGUUUCACUUUAACUAAAGUGUUUGUUAAGGAUCUAUAAGACACAUUGAAACAAGAACCAAAGGCUUUAUUUGCUAGAGAAGGCAACACAUAAUUUAAGGAAUAUUCUGGGUUCAAUACACAUUUAGCUCAAUAAACGUGGUGUAAUGUUAAUGGUGAUAAAAAAUAAUAAUUUGAGAUUUAAAAAAAAAAGGAAAUAAUUGUUUAAACUUGUGUAUGAUUUGUGCUGUAAUUCUGUUUAAAUAAUAAUUUCAUAGUUUAUGGAGUUACAUUGUCAUGGCAGUGAAGUUGUAAAAUUAAGUAACAUGCAUAUUGUUUACAUCUUGUGGCUAUACUUUUGAAACGGUGAGUAUUUUAGUGUUUACUGAGUAUUUUACCAUUGGCUCCAUUGUAAGUGCCUUACUGUAACCCAGAUUUCAUGAAACAGAAGUAGCGACAUCUUUUCUUCUGUAUUACAAUGUACAUCUGAGUGUAACAGAUCGAAAAUUAAAAAAAUUAGGGGACUUGUUAGUUUUACGUCACAAUCAAAUCCAUAACAUGCAUUUAGAAAAUGGAUCGUGUAAUGUCAGCUUUAAAGACAUUUCAACUUGUCCCUUGUUUUUUGUGGUAAUCAGCAUUAUGUGCUGUUGAUUGAGCUUAACUCGUCUUAAAUCUGGAAUAUUCCUUUAAAAAAGCUUAGAUUUCAGAUUCUUAAAAGGAUUAGUGCUUUUUCACAUUGUCCCAGUGAACCACCGACACCAGGAACCGCUCUGGCUUUGCCACUAUACAUUUCAUCUUAUAAAAAUCACUUAUAUUGUUGCGUAAGAGCAUUUUAAUGUUUUUGAACAUUAUAGAAAUCAUCUCUGGGUUUCAAAGCCUGAGCCAUGAAGCUGUUAGAUAAGCCUAAGGCUGAAAGGACAAUCAGUCAUCUGACUUAUUGUUUAUAGCAUGGAUUUUUUUUUUAAAGAAAUGGACAAAGAUAGUGAUUUACAUGUGUUUAUCUUAUUUAUUAUUUAUGUUGUAUUUAUGAGUGUAUACAUACAUUUUGUAUGUUUCCCUU